GGGGUAGGUCACCAUGUCCUGUCGCUCUGUUCUACUAAUAUUCCCCCAGAGCACUUGGAGUUUGGACCCUGCAGACGCACACUUAAUAACACAGCAUUACUACAGCUUCUUUGCAGAUCAGCAUCAUCUCUUCUCCGGCAUCACUGUGUUGAAAUGCUGAUGGCUUUAAGUUAUGGUAGUCAGCCUAAUCUGCUUUCACAGCAGUACCCACCACCCCCUCUACUGCCAAAACCAGGGCGAGACAAUGCCCGCCUGCAGAAACUCCUGAAGAAAAGUGCCAAGAAAAAAGUUGGCUCUUCCUCACAGACACCAAUUCCGUUCCGGUCGAGUCUAUCACCGGUAAAUGAGGCCAGCCCUGACUUGGAGCACAGUGAGCACUCCACCCCACCAAGGACUCCAGAAACUCCUCUCUUCAGCAGGACAUAUGAAUCUCAAUAUUCCUCCAACAGCUCUUUCUAUGGCCACUCCCCCUCUCCAUACUUAUACCCCACCAGCAGCUCACACUACAGCUCCACGCCCACACUAUCUGCACAGAUGCACUCUUACCCUGCCCGAUCACAUGAGCACCAGAUAGCACCUCUUUACACAUGCUCCUCUAUGCUUUUUGAUGAUGACACUGAUGCAGACACAGACCCGUCCUUUGAGAUAGCUUUCAGCCAAACCUUUCAGUCCGGCUCAAGAGCAGGGAACAUGCGUGGUUCAUUUGGCAAGCAACAGUGCUAUCAAGCCCCAGUGCAAAUGCAAGCUCCCCCUUUAGCUGUAGUUCGACCUCCUGCUCCAAGUUUCACAACAGCCUGUCCACCGGGUUUCCAGCCUUUGAUCUCUCAGGUUCCAGUGAGCCAAUCCAGUGGGGAAGAAUAUAGAAACAUUGCACCUGCACUCAUUACUCAAACACCUCUUACAAACAGCCACAUCAUGGAAACAGCGGGGUCACACACAUCCACAAUGGAAAAAAAUGCUGCUUUUCCACAAACAAAGAUUUAUACUGCAAAGACCUCAUUUUAUGAGACAUCAAAACCCCCUAUUCAGGAUUCUUGGGCUUGUGGUUUUCAAGGAGAAUCACUAUAUAAUGCAAAAACCCUAGUGAUGGAUGUUAAACAGAAUUCAGGUAUGAUGUAUCAAGCACAAACAACUUCUAGUCAAAUAAGUACACUUGGAAGCCCAGAUAUAGAGGCAAAACCAGUUUCUGAAACUUCAACAAGUAAUCAAUCCGUGUUUGCAUUAAAUUCUACAUUAUCCUCCACAAUGGAGGCAACAACCUCUACGGAAAUCCAUCAGGGAGCCAUACCUCAAAAUCACUGGUUUAAUCCUCCUGCAUCGAUUGGUAUAAAGGCUCAAAGUGCCACAGCUGGUCAUGAUAAUGAACUGAAAAAAAUUGCUGUAGAUAAAAUCAGGAAUUCCAUUCCAAAUGGUAUUGUGUUUGCCACAGGGCACAAACCAGUUAUUUCUCAUGCUUAUUCUGAAGAAUGCUUGAUGCCAAAGAUUUCUAAAUGUGAAGUUUCCUUAUCAAAGGCUCUUGGUGAAGCUAAUAAGUCAAGCUCUAGAGCAUGUGAGGUGCUUACAUCUACAGUUCCACAGGAGUAUCCAGUGACUAAAACUGAAACUUCAGAAACCUGUAUAACGACACCAGCCAAGACUGUUCCAACAGAUGUAAGUCAGGAGACGUCCAUGCCUGCUCCCUCCCGAAGCUACCAAACGGCCAAUACUCCACUGUACUGGUCACCAAGACCACCUGCGCGGUUUGUGGCCAACCAAAAGCCACUGCAAAAUGAUAUUAACAUCCCAAAACGAAAGUCAACAUACUAUGGUUUGACCCCUGCUGAAUAUAUUGCUCAUGGUGGAAUCAAAGUAAAUUCACAAGAUGGUCCUUCUGUUUCCAAGUCUGAACUACCAGAAGAUUUGACAAAUGUGGGAUAUGAGAAUUUCAUGUCCAAAUCUUCAACUAAUUUAUCUCAAGAGGUGUUUAGCAUUGCAUCUGAUUUCAAUGCAGAGAAAUCUUCAGGAGAUUUGAAAGCUUUACAAACUUCAGUGGCUGCACAGCUCUCACAAAUCUCAACAACAGACCAAGCAAAUGUACAAGUAGCAGACAAGAAUGAAACGCAAACUAUCAGUAAGCCCCUUUCAGAAAUAUUACUUCAGAGUUUGAAUGAGCAAGAGACCAUUGCUGGAGUAAAACCAAGACCUUUAAAUUUUGAAGAUGUGAUCGACCAUGGGCUUCCAAAUACACGUAUACAAAUGGCAGUAAACACCACUGCUGUGGUAGAGGCUCCUACAAAACAAAGUUCUGUGUCUACAGACAUCUCCACCCCUCCUUUUACAGUGGAGGGGAAAAAAAUGCCAACUUACCCUUUUCCCCUGGUACAGUCAAAUAUUCUGAACUCAAAUACAACCGGAUUGUUAACAAAGAACUUCUUGUCUGUUCAAAAUAUCCCAUACCAAAUGGCUCAGCUAGAGAAUGCACACAGAUCUACAUAUCCAACAGAAAGUUGUAACAUUUCUGCAAACCAAGAGCAGAAAUCUAUGUCAUGCCCUUCCAGGUGUUCUUUAGAAACUCACCAGACGUACUCUGCUGUCUGUGACUCUUCUACCACCGUCAUUAAAAGUAAAGAACUCUAUAAUGUUGUAAAUAACAGCAAUGAAGGUUUCACUGUAAACAAAAUCCCAAACUCAACCAAUGUCACAGACACUAGAAUGCCAUCUGCAGACACCAGAAGUUACACUAAAGUUCCUCCUGAUAUUAAACCUGCAAGAAAGCCAGAGGAAACUAUAUCUGCGCACUCAAGUUUAGGACCAUCUAUCUUUUCAGCCCCGUCAAAGACAGAAAUAUCCAGACCUGGGGCCUUAUGUCAGUCUACUCCAGGCAAUCAUGUAGUUGUCCCCAAAUCAGACAAAUUUAAUCCUCCAAGUCCACCUAAAACAGACAUGUUUAAAACGUUAUGUCCCUCUAAGCCAGAGUCAUCUCAAAUUGCUAAUCAAUCUAAAUCAGGUGCAUUUAAUCCUGUUGUUCACACCAAUCCAGAAGCAAAUAAAAACAAUGUUCUGUUAAACCCACAUUCAACACAUCCCUUACUGAAAUCCACUGCUAAAAUCAACCAAAGCAUGAUGGAAACCAAAGGUCAACAUGAUGUCAGUGUGAAACAUAUUCCAGGUGCUACAAACAAAACAAACACGUUAUCUAAUAUUCCACCAGAUGUACAGAUAUCUGUACCUAACACUGAAACACCAGUUUCCUGCUUGGCAAUGGAGAAAAAACAAAGCAAUGAAGACUUAAAACCCCUCAGUGGUGCAACAAAAGAGCCAACUACAGGUCUGUUGUCAGUUUUUAAGAACGGCAAAAAAAUAAAUAAUGAUUAUAAAGCUGCAGCUGAUGUUACAUUAGAAUCUAAAUCAGGCAAUUCAACAGUACUACAAAGAAGUUUAAAAGCAUCAAAUGAUGUAUCCCAAGACACCAAAUGUAAUACGGAGAGUGUCCAGACCAAAUCUUUAAAAUCUGAAACUCAGAAGCCUUUACCAAGUUCAAAUGUCAAGUCUUUCCAAAAGGCUGCAAGUGCAGAAAACAGUCUUGCAGCCAUGCUUCUCAAAGCUGCCAAAUCUCUGCCACGCUCUUCAUCUGAGGACAGCUCUGCUAAAGCUCAGACAGAAGCCAAAGCAUCUAAUAUGGAGGUAAAGACACCACACAAAGCAUCCCAGGAUAGUAAAGUUGAUCACAGUGCUGAUGUCAAAGUUUCAAAGUCUGAUACCUCAAAACCUCACAAGUCUUCAAAAGAAUUAUCAAGCACUGAAAAACAAAAUGAGGUUGUAGCCACUGAACACAAGAAAGAGACUCCUACUGAGCCAAUCCCAGAUGAUCAGAAGCAGCUAAAUGAACCUAAAGCAGCUCAGAAACCCAAAGGCCUGAAGGCCAAACUCAGUGGCUGGUCAAGGCUGAAAAAGCACAUGGUGGUUGAACCUGAUGUCCCAGAUUUUCCAGAUUUUGAAGUGGACAAAAAUGCUCAGAAAGAUGAUAUAAAGAUGAGUGCAAAAGACAAGUCCGUAGGGGCCAAAGAAGAGUCGACGGGUGGACAUGAUGUGGUAAAGAAAGAUGAGCCCAGGGCAACAAAAAUGUGGGAUGCUGUACUUUUUCAUAUGUUCGCCACAAAAGAGAACAUUAUGAAGCAGAUACAUGGUAACAAAACGGAUGAGGAGCGGAAAAACAUGGAGAAGGAUAGCCAGUUAGUACCAUCAUUUGUCAGCCGCUUGCCCAUCCUUCUCUACAGCCCACGCUUUGAUGCCCGGAAGCUGAAGGAGGCAGCUGCCAAACCUCUCAAUAAAAUAGCUACAGCCUUCGAACGAGGGCUGCUGAAUCGCAAACAAAAAGGUGAAGAGCCAAAAGACUUCAACAGAAAGGCCAGAGGAUUUGGUUCAUCUACAGGAAAAACGGAAGACGUUUGAUUGCAUUUUGAAUAUACAGUGUUGAGUUGAUUUAGAGAUUAUUCAAAAACAACCAGAGACUCGCCGCACAUUUAAAACAAUAAUCCAGGCGAGGGGUGUUGACCAAAAAGAUACUUAAAAAGAAAAAAGUCUGCACAUUCCACCAAAAUUUUUGCAAUUCAGUAUUUUGAUCGACGUUGGCUCAAUGGUUAGCACUGUUGUCUCACAAGAAGUUCACUGGUUUGAGUACAGGUUGGGCCAGUUGGCAUUUCUGUGUGGAGUUUGCAUGUUCUUCUCGUGUAUAUGUGGGUUUCUGCUGGGUGCUCUGGUUUCCCCCACAGUUUAAAAACAUACGGUACAGUGGUCCCUCUUUUAUUGCGGGAGUUACAUUCUAAAAAUAACCCACAAUAGGCAAAAUCUGAAGUAGUAUAUAUAUAUCAGUCAUAUAUAUAU
Danio aesculapii is the source of this 4863-nucleotide messenger RNA. RefSeq lists its product as uncharacterized. Bases 154 to 4431 code for a protein of 1425 amino acids. The record is from RefSeq and is a predicted model, not a curated record. NCBI's taxonomy places the organism in Eukaryota, Metazoa, Chordata, Actinopteri, Cypriniformes, Danionidae. The transcript is spliced from 3 exons.